Messenger RNA from Pediculus humanus corporis (human body louse), 1935 nucleotides. RefSeq lists its product as uncharacterized. Gene Ontology annotation, cellular component: SCF ubiquitin ligase complex; Cul4-RING E3 ubiquitin ligase complex. The coding region runs from base 1 to 1935 and encodes 644 amino acids. The record is from RefSeq and is a predicted model, not a curated record. Gene Ontology annotation, molecular function: protein binding. Gene Ontology annotation, biological process: protein ubiquitination. NCBI's taxonomy places the organism in Eukaryota, Metazoa, Arthropoda, Insecta, Psocodea, Pediculidae. The transcript has 7 exons.
AUGAGCCUGCUACAUACUAUAAAACCUACAGACGAUGAUUUAACUGCAAUAAAAUAUAUAGGCGAUUGGGAAUUCAUUCCUGAAUCCGUUUUAAUUCAUAUUUUUCAAUACCUAUCACCCAAAGAAUUAAUAAAUGCAGGUUUGACUUGCAAAUCUUGGAAUAGAGUUAGCUAUGAUGAUUAUUUAUGGAAAAAUCAUUUUUGUAUUAAUUUUAAAGUAGAUCAUAAUAUAAAAAUUUUAUCAAGGAAAUAUUCAUGGUAUGAAGAGUAUAAAAGAUUAAUUUAUCACUUGCCUGUAGUUCAAACUGAAAUUUUAAAAAAUCAUACUCAUCAAGUGCUUCAUGUUAGUUUUGCUCAUAAUGGUCAAUUAUUUGCUACUUGCUCAAAAGAUGGCUUUAUAUUAGUUUGGAAUUCAAAAUAUCCAGCUGAUAUUAAAUACAAUCAAGACAUGAAGAUUUUAGGUUGGAAAUUUACUCAAUUUUCUCAAUUUAAUCAAUCUGAUGAACUUUUAUUGGUAUCUGGUGUAUGUUUAGAAACUCCACUGUGCACUUCUGGAGAAAUAGCUGUUUUUAGUCUUGAAGGCAAAAUUGUCAAUAAACCAUAUGACGUUUUUGGAACGUGGUACAGUGAAAAUUAUUUAUUAUCUGGAAAUAUUUUUUGUUUGGGAAAUUUAAUAACCUGCUCAAUUUUAAAAUUAAAUAAAGCAUCACAAGAAACUUCUUCCGAAUAUAUACCAAUUAUAAGUCAUCUAUUUAAAUUUUAUAAUAAAAAUGCGAGUUCGAUUCGUGGUAUUUUGGUAGCCAAUUGUUUUAAACGAGAUGAUGAUAAAAAUAAUUUAGAAAAUUCAGAAAUAUCUCACAUUUUAAUGGAUUUUAAAGAUGGAUCUCCAGUUUAUCAAAAUGAUGAUAAUCACGACGUUCAUUUAGAAAAAAUAAAAGAAUCAGAUAAAUCAUUACAAAUAAACACUUCAACUGAAGAAUUUCAUGAAAACAUUGAUUAUUCACAAAAAGAUGGAAAUACCAUUUAUGAUAAUGAAACAGAUGAAAAAAUUGAAAUAACCAAAAGAAAUAAAUCACAAGACUCCAAUUGUACAGAUAAUGUCAUAGAAGAAAAUGAAACUUAUCAAUUACCUACCAUCAAUAAUGAUGAUGAUGAUGAUGAAUGUUCAGAAGAAAAUGAUGAGCCUAAUUUUGAAAAAUUAUUAAUUUUUACAACUGGAUCUGAAACUUUUGCUCCUCAUCAAAUCGGUUUUAAAAAAAUCAAACCAAUAAUUUUUCCAAAAGAAAUGGAACCCGGUCCUACUCUGGCUCAAAGAAUUGCAGAAAAAGAAAAAAAGAAAACAGAAUCAUCUUCGACCCCCGAACCUGAAAUUAACUGGCAGGAUUUUGACUCAAUUGAAGAGAAAUUUGACAAAGCAGAUCAUCUCAUAGAUUUACAUGGUCAUAUAAUAGGAAUGGCUCUUUCUCCAGAUCAUAGAUAUUUAUACGUGAAUAAUAGGCCUUGGCCUCAAGGAUGCGUUAUUAGAAAUCCGUUAAAUCCUCCACCCAUUGCUCAAGAAAUUGAUAUUCACAUAAUUGAUUUAAUAACAAUGAAAGAAGUUGGAACAAUGUUAAGAGCCCAUAAAGCCUAUACACCAAAUAAUGCAUGUUUUUUUAUUUUUUUAAACGUUUGCAACGAAUAUGUGGCAAGUGGGGCCGAAGACAAACACGGUUACAUAUGGGAUCGAUAUUAUGGAAUUUGUUUGGCAAAAUAUCCACAUGAUGAUGUUGUCAAUUCUGUUGCUUUUAAUCCUUGUGAUUCUGAAAUGUUGGUCACGGCAUCUGAUGAUUUUACUAUUAAAAUUUGGAGAUCUAAACACAAAGUUAAACACGAUCUUAAAAUUGAAAAUAUUUCUAAUUUACCGAAAGCUUCUGAAAUUAAAAAAAAUAGUAUUUGA